CUCAGGGAAAUGUCUCUUAAAUGGACAAACUCAAUAGCCAACACCAACGACAUCGAUCCUACGUUUUUUAAUGACUACAAAACCACAGUAAAGACUUUGCCCUAUGAAGACUUACUAACGUCCUACCAACCAAACGUGUCCUACCACUACAAUCCUGAUGCCAGUAAUUACCAUUAUGGUGUUGGGCAUCCAAUGAAGCCAUUUAGAUUGAAAUUAACUGACCAUCUCAUUAUUUCUUAUCAAUUAUACAAAAAAAUGGAUUGCUAUCUUCCUAGACCUGCAACUAAAGAGGAGUUGCUAGAAUUUCAUGAUGAGGAUUUUAUCAAUUUUUUAGCCACGAUAACACCAGAAAACUCCAACAAAUAUGCUCAGCUAUUGAAAAAAUUUAACAUUGGUGAUGAUUGCCCAGUAUUUGAUGGAAUAUAUGAUUAUUGUAAAUUAUACGCUGGCGGUUCAUUGGAUGCUACAAGAAAACUAAUAUCAGGCAUGAGUGAUAUCGCUAUAAACUGGUCUGGUGGUUUGCAUCAUGGCAAAAAAAGAGAGCCUUCAGGCUUUUGCUAUGUUAAUGAUAUUGUUCUUUCCAUUUUAAAUUUAUUGCGGUACUAUCCAAGAGUUCUUUACAUUGAUAUUGAUUUGCAUCAUGGUGAUGGUGUGCAGGAAGCAUUCUAUACCACUGAUCGCGUAAUGACCUGCUCUUUUCAUAAAUAUGAUGGAAUGGAGUUUUUCCCAGGCACUGGAAAUUAUGAUGAAGUAGGUAUUGGAAGAGGGAAACACUACGCUAUAAACGUUCCUCUAAGAGAUGGAAUCGAUGAUGAUACAUAUGUCAAAUUAUUUAAAUCAAUUAUUGAACCUGUAAUUUCCACUUUUCAGCCAAGUGUCAUUGUUCAGCAAUGUGGAGCUGACUCUCUAGGACAUGACAGAUUGGGUCGUUUUAAUCUUAAUAUUAAAGGCCAUGGUGAAUGUGUGAAAUUCGUUAAAUCUUUUGGUUUGCCGAUGCUAGUAGUGGGUGGUGGUGGUUAUACUCCCAAAAACGUAAGCAGAUUAUGGUGUUAUGAAACCAGUAUAAUGAAUGAUGUUCAACUAGAUAAUAAAUUGCCCAAUAACCUUCCAUUUAGAGUUUUUUUCAAUCCAGAUUGCACUUUACAUCCAAAUUUAGAUGGAAAAUUUGAAAACAAAAACAACAAGAAAUAUCUCGAUAGUAUAAGAAUUCAAAUAUUGGAAAACUUGCGCUUUCUCAAUGGUGCUCCCAGCGUUAGAAUGGAUGAAAUACCACCAGAUUUAAGUAAACUAACUGAAGAAGAAGAAAAAGCUAUCCAUGAUUUGAAUGAAGAAAUGGAAAAUGAAGAUGAUCGUUAUCUCAAAAUGCAAAAAGACGACAUUAGAAUGGGAGAGCUAGAAGACUGAUUAUAUUAUAUCUAUACCUGCCAUGCCAUAUUUGUUAUUGUACUUUUAUUGUACUUUUAUUGUUAUUGCAAUUUUUUUUUAUAUUAUUUUAAUUUUUCAUAUUCGAUUUAAAUGGCUGAGUUUUAAUGUAUGUUGUAUUUUUAGCGCUGAUCUAUUCAAAUGUAUCUGAUCAACAAAAGUGAUAAUGAUUGAAACUAUCCACGAGUCUUUUCUGCUUAUUGAUUCGAUAGGACUCGUAGCUUCAAUUCUAUUCAGUUCAAGUGAUGAUAAAUAUCGCCAGAAUGAGAUAAACCAGUUUUUGAUUCAUUCUAGCAAAAACAUUGAGAAUUACUCCAAACGAAUCAACCAUGCUGGAGAAAGGAUAUUAAUUCAAUUGAUCUCCACCAAUCCAUUGAAUUCAGAACU
This is a messenger RNA of Ascoidea rubescens DSM 1968, 1809 nucleotides long. RefSeq names its product histone deacetylase HOS2 (gene HOS2). Bases 10 to 1404 code for a protein of 464 amino acids. Lineage: Eukaryota; Fungi; Ascomycota; Saccharomycetes; Ascoideales; Ascoideaceae. The record is from RefSeq and is a predicted model, not a curated record. Gene Ontology annotation, molecular function: histone deacetylase activity. The transcript has a single exon.